CACGUCGCUCCUAUAAUACCAUACACGAUGCCCCCCACUCGCACACCCUCCGACGCACACAAACCAGCCACGCGCCAACUAACGUUGACGGGUAAACCCGCGCCCGCCGCGUCCUCGAACCCAUCAUCAUCAUCAUCAACGAAGAAAUCCAAGAACCCAAAGAUAGAGCGCGUAUACACAGACGCCAUCCUCCCCAUCAAGCUUGAAUUCACGGAACUCAUCGCCGCACGGAAGAAGAACCAUGAGUACAGGACGUACAAGGUCCGAGAGACGGUGCAGAGGAUAUGGCUCUAUACUACAGGGGCGACGGGGGCGAUAACGCACGUAAUGCUCACAAGCCGCCCCAAAACGCCCGGCCAAAUACAGGAUCCCACCGGGGUCGGUAACGAUGAUUUUGAUAACGGUUUGAAGAAGAGUGAGUUUGGGUAUCCGGUGUUGGGGCUUUAUAAGUUAAAGGAACCGUUGAAGGCGAGUGAGAUGAGGGCGUAUGGAAUUGGACCGCCGCAGGGACUGGUGUAUGCUACGAAGGAGUUGGUGGAGGGUGUGCCGAUUGAGGAGAUGGAGAGAUUGUUUUAGAGCCAGUUGUGCUUUUGGUCGCUGCUUUUUUGGUCGUAUGGACAAUUUGGUAUAUUCUACACUAUGUGAGUACCAUUUAGACCUUC
Molecule: messenger RNA, 662 nt
Organism: Laccaria bicolor S238N-H82
Lineage: Eukaryota; Fungi; Basidiomycota; Agaricomycetes; Agaricales; Hydnangiaceae
Exons: 2
Coding region: 28-576 (182 amino acids)
Source: RefSeq, a predicted model, not a curated record